Penicillium longicatenatum is the source of this 3630-nucleotide messenger RNA. RefSeq names its product GAF domain-containing hybrid sensor histidine kinase/response regulator. Gene Ontology annotation, molecular function: histidine phosphotransfer kinase activity; phosphorelay sensor kinase activity. NCBI's taxonomy places the organism in Eukaryota, Fungi, Ascomycota, Eurotiomycetes, Eurotiales, Aspergillaceae. Bases 1 to 3630 code for a protein of 1209 amino acids. The record is from RefSeq and is a predicted model, not a curated record. Gene Ontology annotation, biological process: protein autophosphorylation; phosphorelay signal transduction system. The transcript is spliced from 5 exons.
AUGUCCUCCCCUUUGAGCAGAGCCGAAGACCACAGUGCUGGACGUCGAAAUAGGGAGGUUUAUCGUUAUUUUCGACCAGAGCGCCUCUGCCCUAUCGAUGAAGACUCGACAGCUGGCAGUGACAAUGGCUUGGAUCAAGAGCUUCUUCGGCCUUCAGCUACAUCGGCCUCUCGAGGUCGUUCGCCAUGCAGUCGAUCACAAUCCCCAAAUCCUCCAACAUUGCCGACGGAGCCGGUAGCGAAUUCUCUUAGUCCGAUGCCUGAAUCUCUAGUCCUUGGCGAUGCAAACACAACUUUAAAUUCCUUCGCGCAGCUGGCUGCACUGCGACUGGGUGUGGAUCGCGCCUUCAUCAGUGUUUCUGACAGGGACUCACAGUACAUCAUCGCACAAGGCGGUCAGACUGUGGAAAGUACAACCAAGUAUGACUCAAUCGGAGAAGGUCUAUAUGCAGGCUGUUCGACACUUGAUAUAUCCACGUGGAGCAUGUGUCAGGAUACCGUCGCAUUGCCUCAAUCAGAUCGGGGACAAGGGAAAUACAAUUUUGUCGUCUCGGACGACAUGGCUCAGGACGAACGCUACCAGCACUUGCCCCUAGUGAAGGAGAAACCUAACUUUCGAUUCUAUGCCGGGACACCCUUGACCACAGACAGCAACAUCAACGUCGGUUGUCUCUUUGUUCUCGACACGAAGCCACACUCGGAAUUCUCUAGCAAAGACAAAGUCUCAAUGGGUCACAUGGCAAUGUUGAUCAUGGACUUCCUCAAAGUCAGUCGCCAAGCCUCGGAAGGCCGGCGUGCGGCCCGCCUAUUGAGAGGAAUAAAUCAUUUCGUUGAAGGCCGAUCAACCCUCGUCGAUGAUACCGGAAGCACUGGAAGUUUACAUCCCCAGUCUGCUGAUGCGUCCAGGAGCAGAAAGAAAAGUCGUCAUCGGAGGAACAGCAGUGUAUCUUCCCUCUGCUCUCGCUCCAGCAGUAGCAGUGCACAUUCAUUUUCCGAUUCCGAGCCAUAUGGCCCAUCCUCCUCCUCGAGUUACAGCUCAGCAAAUCCGAGUGAACCAGAGAAAAGCCAAAGUUUCACCGACAACAAUAUGGGAAAUUCGUGGACAUUUCGACGUGCCGCAAACAUUAUACGCGAGAGCCUCGAGCUCGGCGGUGACAGUGGUGUGGCCUUCUUUGAAGCGGGCAAUGACUUCAUGCUAGAUCGCAACAGCGACAGUGAGUUGUCUAGCUCUUUUGAGACCGGCAAGUCUGCUUCUCUUCUUGGCCUUUCUACGGCCAACUGUUUGUACGGUCCAUUUGAAGAUUCGGCUACAUCAUAUCCCGUCUCAAACAUGGAUGAGGAAUUCUUGCACCGUCUUCUGAAUAGAUAUCACCAGGGAAGAAUUUGGUCUCUUCAUCGUGACGGCCAACUUUCUAGCUCCGACAGUGAGGAUGGGUCUCAGAAACGGUCUACCUCGAGAAGAAAUGCCACUCAGUCUGUGCCUUCUAAAGGUUCGAAACGAUGGAAAUUCAGGGAGAACAACAUGCUGAAUCAGUACUUCCCUGGUGCUACUCAAGUCAUGUUCGUUCCAUUGUGGAGUCCCGCUAAUUCGCAAUGGUUCGGUGGCUUUUUCUGUUGGAACAACGUGGAGAGCGAUGUUUUCGACCCAUCAGUGGAACUCAGUUCCUUAUUGAGUUUCGGAUCCUCAAUCAUGUCUGAAUGUAGCCGGGUUGAAUCUCUAAUAUCAGACCGUCAAAAGGCCGAUUUUCUUGGGAGCAUAUCGCACGAACUACGAAGUCCUCUUCAUGGAGUUCUUGCAGCGGCGGAGAUUCUGCAGGGCUCCGAUCUCAGUCAAUACCAGAGUUCUUUGAUGGAUACUGUCAACGCUUGUGGUAGGACUUUGCUGGAUACUAUGAACCAAGUUUUGGAUUACAGCAAAAUCCUGUCUCUAGAGAAACGAUUCCGACAUCUUGAUCGACGGAUGAUUUCAAGCUUGGAGCGCAAAAGCAUGCACCGGUCUGCAGCACACCUUGAUAAAUAUGCCGCAACAGACCUCUCACUCAUAGCCGAGGAAGUGGUGGAUGGAGUCUGUUUGGGCCAACACCAUAUUCAAAAUUUCUCCUCGUCUUCCCAUAUCCUGACAUCUAUUGACACAAAGCACGAUACGGCUGGUGCAAAUCCAUCAGCCCCAAAGGUCAAAAUCACACUCGACAUCUCGCCCAAUGACUGGGUUUACAACAUUCCUCCCGGGGCUAUACGUCGCAUAAUCAUGAAUAUUUUCAGCAAUGCGAUCAAAUAUACAGAAGCAGGUCAUAUCUCCAUGCGAUUGGAGGCUGACAGCUCGUCCUCCCGACACAAUACUCAAGAAGACAUGAUCACUUUGACGGUUUCUGAUACUGGCAAGGGUAUUUCAGAAGAAUUCUUACGAUCUAGACUUUUCGUUCCCUUCAUCCAAGAGGAUUCUCUCGCUAGUGGCUCUGGUCUAGGUCUGUCCAUUGUUCGCAGUUUGCUCAAACCUCUCGGCGGAAACAUCAGCUUCCAAAGUAAGCCAGGAGUCGGAACGACGGUUAAGGUUACUUUGCCUCUGGUCCAUCCAGAGCAAGAAUUUGAAGCGUAUUACGGAACCACACCGCCCCCCGCACCCGAGCGACCCGCAUUAUCAACUUGUGCCCUUCUGCGUGAGAAAUACGCUGGACGAACUGUCGCCUUUGAGGAUGUUUCUGACAAACCAUCUUGGGACGUUUUAUCAUCCUACCUAACCGACUGGUUUGGUCUCAAGGUGGUCUCGCCUUCAUCGAAAGCACCACUCGAUAUCAUUUUCCUUGAAUCAAUACCAUCUGAAGGUGAUGCUAGCAGCAUAUUCUCCGACCAGAAUUCAUCUUUCUUCAUGUUGAGCGACUAUCAUAUUGCCCACGACUUGAUACAAGUUGUGACCGCAUUUGGACCUCGAAAUGUGCAUGUAAUCAACAGUCCAUGCGGUCCGCACAAGCUUGCUCGAAUAUUGAAGGGUUGCCUCGAUGGGAACGCACCCAACAUAACGAGAAAGCCAAUUGUUCUCCCUGAAAGAUCUUCAGAACAGGCCAAACCUGCAGAUGCGACAAGUGAGGACCUCAUUUCGGAGAAGGAAACCCAAGCCACAGACACAGCUCCGGCAGUUCCUGCACAACAGGCCGAACCCCCAACAAAUCCUACCUCGGAAACCCCCGAGGCCGCAACGGAAAAGCCAGGCGCCCGGAUUCUGGUAGUCGAAGACAACAAAAUAAACCUCAACCUCAUGCUCGCUUUCCUUAAGAAACGUGGUCUAGCGGCCUUAGACUCUGCAGAGAACGGCAAGGCAGCCGUAUCAGCCGUGAAAGAAGAGCAGCAGGGAUAUGACAUCAUCUUCAUGGAUAUAUCAAUGCCAGUCAUGAAUGGGUUUGAGGCCGCGCGAACAAUUCGUGCCUUUGAAAAAGGACGAGGGGAUGGAUUGAAACGAUCGAAGAUAAUCGCCCUCACCGGAUUGAGCAGUGUGUCUGAUGAAAUGGAAGCCCUUGAUUCUGGGAUCAACCUAUUCCUGACAAAACCUGUUGCGUUCAAGGAGGUUCAGAAGAUUUUGGAUCGUUGGGAUCGAGGGGAAAGUGACCCAGAACAAGAGGAUGCAGACUCUGAGUGA